AAGCAGCAGCAGCAGCAGCGGCCGCCGCUCUCUCGCGCCUCCUGGGUGGUUUGUCCCCCUUGGCCCCCCGUAGCAUGCCGCCCUCUGACCCUCGCGCGGCGCCGGGGUGAAAGGGCGCGCGGCCAUUUUGUGUCGGCGGUUGGUCGUCUGUGAGGCCGGGCGGGCGGGCGGGAGGGAGGGCGGCGGGGCCGGGCCGCUCCAGCGAGGCCGCGCCAGGCCGGGCCGGGCGGAGCUCCUCUCCUCCUGCUCCUCCUCCGCCGCCGCCGGGCGCGCCAUGUCCUCGUUCUCGGAGUCGGCGCUGGAGCGGAAGCUGUCGGAGCUGAGCAACUCCCAGCAGAGCGUCCAGACGCUGAGCCUGUGGCUCAUCCACCACCGGAAGCACGCCGGGCCCAUCGUCACCGUCUGGCACCGAGAGCUCCGUAAGGCAAAGUCAAGUAGGAAACUGACUUUCCUAUACUUGGCCAAUGACGUCAUCCAGAACAGUAAAAGGAAGGGGCCUGAGUUUACAAGGGAAUUUGAAUCGGUUCUGGUGGAUGCUUUUUCACAUGUUGCCAGAGAGGCAGAUGAGGGCUGCAAAAAGCCUUUGGAACGAUUGCUGAACAUCUGGCAAGAGAGGAGUGUGUAUGGCAGUGAGUUCAUACAGCAGUUGAAACUGUCUUUGGAAGACUCCAAUAGCCCCCAACCCAAAGUUACAGAGGAGAAAAAGUCAUUGAAGCGGACAUUUCAGCAGAUACAAGAAGAAGAAGAUGACGAUUAUCCCGGGAGCUACUCCCCGCAGGACCCCAACGCUGGGCCUCUUCUGACUGAGGACUUGAUCAAAGCCCUGCAAGAUCUGGAAAACGCAGCAUCGGGAGAUGCCACAGUGCGGCAGAAAAUUGCUUCUCUUCCCCAGGAGGUUCAGGACGUGUCACUCUUGGAGAAGAUUACAGACAAAGAGGCUGCCGAGCGUCUUUCGAAGACUGUGGACGAGGCAUGUUUGCUACUAGCGGAGUACAAUGGGCGACUGGCAGCAGAGCUGGAAGACCGGCGCCAGCUGGCACGCAUGUUGAUUGAGUACACCCAGAACCAGAAGGACGUGCUGACGGAGAAGGAGAAAAAGCUAGAAGAGUACAAACAGAAGCUUGCUCGGGUAACUCAGGUCCGCAAAGAGCUCAAAUCCCACAUCCAGAGCCUCCCCGAUUUGUCGCUGCUGCCCAACGUGACGGGCGGGUUGGCACCUUUGCCAUCUGCUGGGGACCUUUUCUCAACUGACUAGGGCACGUGGGUGUCUGCGCUCCCCUUCCCCUCCCUCCACCCACAGUUCCAGUUACUACCAGCAGGAGACCAGAAAUUCCCACCGCAUUCUCACACAGGAAGGACUGGACAUAGGAUGACUCUCCUUUGACCCUCCGCAGGACAUGACGUUGCAAUGGGACAUGGCUCUCUCUCGGAAGGAAGGAGGCAAGCGCCCUCGUGCUGGGCAGAAAAUUCAGUUCACCUUUGGCUGUGCCCCCAUUAGCACCUCCAGUUUCCACCACCGCCUGUGCAAAUCAUGUGUGUCGUCUUCUGAGAGCUUUUUAGGCAAAAGAAAGAAAAGUUGAUUUACACUUUUGCUCCCCCCCUCCUUCCCCACAUAUAAAAAAAGAACUGGAUUGUUUCCGAA
Podarcis raffonei (Aeolian wall lizard) is the source of this 1642-nucleotide messenger RNA. It is a transcript of the gene RPRD1B, whose product is annotated as regulation of nuclear pre-mRNA domain containing 1B. Bases 275 to 1255 code for a protein of 326 amino acids. Gene Ontology annotation, cellular component: RNA polymerase II, holoenzyme. The transcript has 7 exons. Gene Ontology annotation, biological process: mRNA 3'-end processing. Gene Ontology annotation, molecular function: RNA polymerase II C-terminal domain binding. NCBI's taxonomy places the organism in Eukaryota, Metazoa, Chordata, Lepidosauria, Squamata, Lacertidae. The record is from RefSeq and is a predicted model, not a curated record.